UUUACGGUGCUCGUAUCGUUGGUAGACGUUGGUAGUGACAUCACCAUUCGUAAUUCGUGGUGUUAUCCUGGCAAAAAGAAAAACGUGCUAUCGUCAAUAAGAAAGGGGCCGAUGUCUGCAGAGAAAAGGCAAGAAGAGGACUACGAAGACCGCAAGUUCUUUUCCGACCACACCCUCCACAGCCUCCGGGACGGUUUCUUCAAAGAUUACCUCGACCAAAUUGACCUUCAGACAUCUCAGGAUUUCAUCGAUGGAUUCAUUCAGUGCAAGACAGAUGAAGAGCGCUUCGUCAGGAUGUGGAAUUUUGAGCCAGUCCAAGGGAUUAACGUCCGGAGCUCCUUCGAAAAGAAGGAUGGAGAGACGUCGGAGCUUCGACGAAACGAGGGGAAUCGAGCGUUCGCAGAAAACAAUUAUGCCGAAGCCUCGGCGCUCUACUCGAAGGCGAUCAUUUUUGCGCCUCAAGGCGAAGGAGGGGAGUGUUUGUCACUCAGUUAUGCCAAUAGAUCAGCAGCCCUGUUCCAUCAAGGAAAAUACCAGUUAUGUCUGAGGGACAUCGAACUGGCUAUGGAGGCGGAUUAUCCCCGAAGACUUUUGUUUAAGGUUCUCGAUCGCAAGGGUUUGAGUUUGACGAAACUCGGUCGAUACGACGAAGCGAAAAAGGCCUUCAGCGCUGGCCUGGACUCGCUCUGCUCUCUGGACAUGGAAACUAAGAAGCUUCAGCACUGGACCAGACACUUCAGUGAUAAGAUACGACUUUGCGACGGGAGACCUGAUGAAGCUUGUGAGUCGGAGGUUCCUCUUACAAGUGUCCAAGUGUAUGGCGGAGCCAACCCUUCUUUACCCAGCGCCUCUAGAGCUGUCACUAUACAAUUCUCUGACGCACAAGGUCGAUUUGCCGCAACUGGUUCUCCAGUCCCCGUCGGGGAGGUCCUCAUAUCUGAAAAGCCCUACGCGACAGUACUGAAGGCUGACAAACGUCUACUCCACUGCCACUCCUGUUUCUGCAGCACCACAGCACCGGUCCCUUGUCCUUGGUGUUCCGGCGUCGCCUUCUGCAGUAUCGGAUGCCGCGACCUCGCCCUUGCAACGCACCACAAAUGGGAGUGCAAGUUUUUAGCUCUACUCCAAGAUAGUGGGAUGUCGCUGAACUGCUUCCUCGCCCUGAGAAUUAUAAGUCAACAUGGACUUGGUUUCUUUAAAAAGAUUCGGACGCAUCUUCAAGAAUUACCCAGAAUUCCAUCGCCGGAGUCUCCUCACCGCUCCAAUGACUACUUGAGUGUACACCACCUGGUGAGACUCGAAGACAAGCGGCCGCAGAACAACUUUAUCCCACUGGCUAUAAUGGCCACCUUUCUUUUGAAAGUGCUGAGAGGGGCGAGCUUCUUUGGAAACUGCGAGAGAACAGGUAUAGGGAGUGACAGUCUCACAGAUGACGAAGUAUUCAUUGGUAGCCUUCUAUUGAGAAAUCUACAAAUUGUUCAGUUCAAUGCGCACGAGGUCAGUGGAAUGGACUUCAAAAGUGUCCAAUGUCGCCUUGAGGAGAGCAGGAGUGUCUUCCUAGGGUUAGGGAUCUACCCAACUGCUGCCUUCUGCAAUCAUGCCUGUUAUCCAUCAGUUACAAGGUAUUUUGAGGGAACCAAGUUAGUGCUUGUGAGCUUAAGACCGCUACAACCUGGUGAUACCAUAGCAGAAAAUUAUGGUCCAAUAUUUACAAAAAACAGCUUAGAAUCGCGACAGAAGAAACUUUUAUCGACAUAUUGGUUCCGGUGUGCUUGCGAGGCUUGUCUUGGUAACUGGCCAGUGUAUGACAAGAUGAACCAGUCCAGGGCUUUUUGCUGCCAAAAAUGUGGGGAUCCUCUUCCCAGUAAACCCCAAAAGCAAAAUCAAGUAAUAUGCAAUACCUGUGGAACUAAACAUAACGUAGCUAAAAUGCAGAAGGCUUUAGAAGACGCACAUAAAUGUGUAGAAGCUUGCUAUUCAGAUGAGCUUCCUAUUCAAGAGCUGGAACUUUGAAACUUGGACACCAAGUAUUUUGUCUAACUUGAUAUGUCAUAAACCUGAGACAUUUAAUUUUAAAUGUUCUAGAGGAAAGUCCUAGAGCAAGAAAUGGUUGUUUAAAUAUUGUGCUCCAGUGUUCCGUUUCGUUAAUUA
Messenger RNA from Macrobrachium nipponense, 2151 nucleotides. RefSeq names its product SET and MYND domain-containing protein 4-like. The transcript is spliced from 14 exons. The coding region runs from base 112 to 2013 and encodes 633 amino acids. The record is from RefSeq and is a predicted model, not a curated record. Gene Ontology annotation, cellular component: cytoplasm; nucleus. Gene Ontology annotation, molecular function: histone deacetylase binding. Lineage: Eukaryota; Metazoa; Arthropoda; Malacostraca; Decapoda; Palaemonidae.